AUGAGAAUAGGUCGAAAUAAAGGGUAUAACCAUGUGGCAGCUCAUGAUGAUAACGAUCUAGAAAAUCAUUUGGAAAAUACAGAAGAAGACACACAUCUUAUUGGUGGUACGGAGACACCGAAUUUGCUUAAUAACGAAUUGGAUAAUGCAGAUGUAGAAGACGAUUUAAAUUUUAGCGAUAAUGAACUACCUGCAGCACCUCCCUCCUAUGACUUGGAAGCAGAUGAUAAUGGAACUUAUUCGACACCUGCUGGUAUGGAGCAAAUGGAAAUGGACGAUCCUCUGUUUUCUGAAGAUGAAGAAGGAUCGGUACCUAUCGCUAAAAAGAUAGGAUCAUUUUUUGGCUGUGUUAAUGAUCGUGUGGUAAUUCCUGUUAGAGAAAAGAUAGUAGACCCAUUAGCUCAAGGAUUAAAUAUUUUGUCAGAACAACUUGAUUUUUAUCUGAAUAAAAUAGGUAACCCGCUGAUCCUAAGAAGAUUCUUUUAUAUUGUUUUGAUGUCAAUAAUUGCUUGGGUUAUUAUGUCAAGUGGAUUUUUACCAAACAAACGUGCUACACAUUCAAGAGGUCUCUUUGCAGAUUACGAAAUAUUGAUAGACUAUGCAAGGAAGUCAUUUGAUUUGUCCAAAUUGGAAAGAGAUUUGGAAUACAUAAGUAGUAUGCCUCAUAUGUCAGGGACAAAAGGUGAUACUGCAGUAAGGCAUUAUUUGGAAGAAUCCUUUAAUAAUAAUGGCUUAAAAAUUGUCAAAGAAUUAGAAUAUAGAGUGUAUGCAACAUAUCCUGGGAACGUUUCAUUGUCAUUUACCGAUACAAAAAAUGAUAACAAAAUGACUAAUAUUCAACUCCAUGAAGAUAAUUUUAAUCCUAUGGCAUAUAAUGGUUCCAUUGAUAAUUUGGAUAUAAUAUAUGGAUUUAAAGGUAGAGAGGCCGAUUUACAACAAUUAAAAGAAAUCAAUUUAUUAGAAAAUGACUUUGUCUUGUUGCUAAAAUACGAUAAUCUUCCCAGUGAACAAAUACUACUUGCACAAAAAUAUAAGGCUAAAGGAAUCAUUUUUGUUACUGAAAAAUUUGAUGGAGAUGAUGGUAAUGCUGUACAGGUUAAGUCUGUUUGUAUUCCACAGAUUAUUCCUGGUGAUCCAUUAACCCCUGGUUGGUUUGGAACUACUGUUGAACCAAUUAGUCCUAAGGAGUCUAAAGGUUUACCUCAAAUUCCUUCUAUGCCACUCUCUUAUAACCAGGGUCAAAAACUUCUAAAAGCAUUAUCUAAAGAAGGUAUUCCUUUUGAAGACGGCACAUUUAGUGGUAUUAGAGAUGACGUUAAGGUGUGUAUGAAAGUUGAUAAUGCAGUUAGGGAAUCUCAUUCUAUUACAGACAUUAUUGGUAAAAUUGAGGGUAGAGAACAGACAGAUAAAGCUAUAAUCAUUGCAGCUACUAGAAGUGGUGUUUAUAAUGGUGCAAAAUACCCAUCGUUUGGUUCAGCAAUUUUACUUUCAUUGUUACAAUUAUUCCAAGAAAUGAAAUUCAAGUACGAUUGGAAACCUUUGAGAAAUAUAUAUUUUAUAUCAUAUGGUGGUUCCGAAUUUAAUUAUGCAGGUGCUACAGAACUUAUAGAAGAAAGGUUAUCAAUGUUGAAGGACGAAGUUUAUACAUUAUUGGAUGUUAGUGAAUUGGGUAUAUGGGAUCAAGAUAGAAAAAUUAAUAUUGAAUCACAUCCUGUGUUACACAAGUUUUUUGAUAAUAGCGAGAAUAAAAUGGGGUUCGAUGUUAAUGUGGAACAUGUUCAUCAUUAUGGAGAUUGGCUACCAUUUUUAGCUAAUGGUAUACCUGUCUCUAUAUUUUCGUCACCAAAAGUAAGGGAUAGAGAAUUCCCAAUAGACACCAAAUAUGACACAUUCGAUAAGAUUUCUGAAUCUUUAAAAAGUACGGAUAAUGGUGUACUUGCGACAGAUUUAUUAAUAUAUUUAUUCCAAACGAGUUUAGAAUUAGUUGAUACUCCGUUAUUACCAUUUCAUAUUGAUGACUAUAUUACUAUACUGGAUAAAGCCUUUAGAGAUUUUGAUGACAGGACUGGUAAUAGAUUGAAUUUCAAUUCGGUGACCAGAGGUUUGUUACUUUGGAAAAGAAUUGGUAUGGAAUGGAGUAAUUGGAGGAAAGCUUGGGAGCAGCUUGUCCUAGACCAUGAGGAAGGUAUUGAACCAUCUCUAAUAUCUGUUCAUAGAUGGACUUGGAAUAAGAAACUCUCUAACAUUGGCAGGAGACAAUGCAUUGCAUCUGGUUUACCAGGUAGACCAUUCUACAAGAACGUCUUAUUCUCUCCGCCACUUUGGUCAAAGGGGGAGACUGGAUCCGACAGUUGGUUAUUCCCAGGUUUGCAGGAUGCAGUAAACCAAGAUGACUGGAAUGGUGCUCAGAAUCAACUUGAAGAUAUCGGUAAGAUUAUUGAGUAUUCUGCAACAGUGUUUAUUGAAGAGACCAAUGAUGUUGGAUUUUGA
This is a messenger RNA of Maudiozyma barnettii, 2490 nucleotides long. It is a transcript of the gene TRE1, whose product is annotated as Tre1p. NCBI's taxonomy places the organism in Eukaryota, Fungi, Ascomycota, Saccharomycetes, Saccharomycetales, Saccharomycetaceae. The coding region runs from base 1 to 2490 and encodes 829 amino acids. The record is from RefSeq and is a predicted model, not a curated record. The transcript has a single exon. Gene Ontology annotation, molecular function: carboxypeptidase activity.